This is a messenger RNA of Exophiala xenobiotica, 2126 nucleotides long. RefSeq lists its product as uncharacterized. Gene Ontology annotation, biological process: oligosaccharide catabolic process. The transcript has a single exon. The record is from RefSeq and is a predicted model, not a curated record. Gene Ontology annotation, molecular function: alpha-amylase activity. The coding region runs from base 21 to 1925 and encodes 634 amino acids. Lineage: Eukaryota; Fungi; Ascomycota; Eurotiomycetes; Chaetothyriales; Herpotrichiellaceae.
CGAAACUCCCCGCGGACAGUAUGCCGAACAUAACGCACGUCACCAAAAUCAAAGCUCCCCUCCGCCAUGCGUGGUGGAAAGAAAGCACAGUGUACCAGAUCUACCCAGCAUCCUUCAAAUCCGCGUGCUCCAUCACCUCUUCUCCCGACUCUCACGAGAUCAAAGGCGAUCUCCGCGGCAUCAUCUCCCGUGUCGACUACCUCUCGCGUCUCGGCGUCGAUAUGGUCUGGCUCUCCCCGAUCCUCGCUUCCCCACAAGUCGACAUGGGCUACGACAUAUCCGACUACCGCCGCAUCGACCGCCUGUACGGCACCAUGGCCGACCACGACGAACUGAUUUCCGCGCUGCACGGCCGCGGGAUGAAGUACGUCAUGGACCUGGUCGUCAACCACACGUCCAAAGAGCACGAAUGGUUCCGCGAAUCCCGCUCCUCCAAGUCGUCCCCAAAGCGGGACUGGUACUACUGGCGUCCACCACGCUACCACCCGGACACCGGCGAACGCAUGCCCCCGAACAACUGGGAAUCCGUGUUCAGUGGGUCUGCGUGGACAUUCGACGAAGCCACGGGCGAGUACUACCUGCAUCUCUUCGCGCAGGACCAACCGGACCUCAACUGGGACAAUCUCGGUGUCCGAACCGCGAUCCACGAGAUGAUCCGCUUCUGGCUCGACAAAGGCGUCGACGGGUUCCGGAUGGACGUGAUCAACUUCAUCAGCAAGGAACCGGGCUUGCCGGACGCGGACAUCGUCAAGCCUGGAUUCUUGCAGCCGGGCUUACAUCGCUACGCGUGCGGGCCGCGACUGCAUGAAUAUCUGCAGGGCAUCGGAAAGAUAUUGAUAGAGUACAACGCGUUUUCCGUGGGCGAGAUGCCCGGCGUGUACGACACCCGGGAGAUCCUGAAAGGGGUCGGCCAGGACCGUGGCGAAUUGGCCAUGGCGUUCCAGUUCGAGAUUGUGAAUAUGGACGUCGACGGCAGCAAGGGGUCAAAAUGGUACCACCGGCCCUUUCAGCCGCGUGAACUGAAAGGUAUCGUGAGCAAGUGGAAUACCUUCAUGAUCGAAAACGGAGGCUGGAAUGCCGUGUUCAUGGAGAACCACGACCAGGGACGGUCGAUCAGCAGGUAUGCUGACGAGAGUGAGAGGUAUAGGUUAAAGAGCGCCAAGAUGUUGGCCGCGCAUCUGGGCUUUCAGAGCGGGACCGUCUUCGUGUAUCAGGGCCAGGAGCUCGGGCAGAUCAAUGUGCCCAGGGAGUGGGGCAUGGACGAGUACAAGGACAUCGAGGUGCUUAAUCAUUGGAAGAUGGUGCAGCAGGAGUACCCGGACGAUCUGGAGAUGCAGAGGAAGUUCCGCGAGCAGUAUCGAAGGAUUGGCCGGGACAACGCGCGCACGCCGAUGCAGUGGAACGCUGACGAGCAGACGUCCGGUGGGUUUCUGCCGGAUGAUGCGCCAAAGGACGCCAAGCCCUGGAUGAGAGUGCAUGAGGACUUCAAGGUGUGGAAUGCCGAGAACCAGGUCGCCGAUGAAAAUAGCGCGUUCAAUUAUUGGCGGCGGGUGUUCAAGUUGAGGAAGGACUUCAAGGAUGUCUUUGUGUAUGGGGAUUUCAAGAUGCUCGACGAUGAGCAUGAGUGUGUCGUCGCGUAUCUCAGGAUGGACGACUCGGUGCACAAAGAAGAGCACACGAAGAGGAAGUGUUUGGUCGUGACGAACGUCUCGGGCAAGGACCUGUGGUGGACGGUCCCUUUUCCCGCGAAGGAUAUGCUGAUCGACGAGGCUGCUGGGAUGGGGAGGUUGAGGAAAGAAGCGAUACUGGAUGAUUUGAGAAAUUAUGUCGAGAAUGGGGAGAAGGAGAACAAUGUCAGGAAAGAGAGCGACGGGCAGGGCUCGAUCAAGCUGAGGCCGUGGGAGGUCAUUGUCGCCAUGGUCUAGUCCAAGUCAAACCGAGGCGGAAUUAUCGAACCGGAACUAUUGAUACAGGACUACCGAGACGGAACUGUCGAGGCGGAAAUAUCGUGCCUCUCGGUGGGUAGAAAAGAACGAAAAGAAUGGCAGGGUGUGAGCGGAGGUGGUGGACUCUGCGACUAAUGUAAGGGUAAUUUGCUGAGAGGUGGGCCUUUCUAGAGGGAUAAG